CAGAAAUCGCCGUCAACUUCCUUUGUUCUUAUCCGUCCUAUCGCAUAUAUCGGAGACCAUACGUAACGACGCAGCCGGAAAUCCCACCUACUUCCAAGCGUCCAACGCCAUAGGGAAUCAAUUCGAAUCACCGGCGUUUUGAUUUCAGAUUACUUUAGGUUAUCCAUUUGAAAUGCCUUUUCUUUCUAACCAUUUCUCUCUCUCUCUGUUUAAAUUUCUUCAUUAUUGAAUUGGUGUCUGUUUGGGAUUCUAGUGGAUAUCCCGGAAAUUUUGGGUUCUGGUGGAUAAUUAAGAGCGUAAGUUAGAGAAGAUAGGUGAUUUGAAGAGCAUUUCUCCGCAUGGUGUAAGAAUUUCUAAAGUAAUGCUUAUUGCAUGUUGAAUGGUCAGCUUUUGAUAAGAUAAGGACGAAAUUCAGAUCAGUAUAACAAUUUUGAACUUUGACUCAAACAUGAAGUUCUUGGAAUACGCUCUUCUAGACAGCAUAAAUGAUUUCCUUAGUCAUAUAAAUCUUGGGGAGUGUACCAUCAAAGGAAAACUCGAAGCUUAUUCUUGCAAACAAAUCGGAGUAGAUAGGAAGCUGUCUCUUAGUUUGGAGCAUGAGAUUCUUGAUUAUCUUGGAAAAUCUUCAGACAGUGACUCCCCAUCUUCUGCUGAAUUCUUGUCUAGUAGAUCCAGCCGAAAGACAUUGGUUUAUCUGAUUCUUACACUCAGUCACAUGUAUCCAGAUUAUGAUUUCAGUGCCUUGCGAGCUCAUCAAUUCUUUAGAGAGGAAGAAUUGGACAGUUUCAGGCUUAUGUUUGACACCUACAUGUUUGAAGCAUCAAAGGAAUGGGCUGAGAUUAAUGGGGGCAGCCCCUUGCUGGAAAGUUUGUACAAAACUCUUGAUGAGGUUGUAAAACUAGCAGAAUGUGAGAUAUACAGUUACAAUCCAGACUCCGAUGGAGAUCCUUUCUUGGAGAGAGGAGCCAUAUGGUCAUUCAAUUUCUUCUUCUAUAAUAGAAAGCUGAAGCGUGUCGUGAGCUUCCGUUGCUGCUGCUUAAGCAAUUUAGUAGCAGAUGGAUUUCUGACAGAUGACUUGAGUGACGAAGAAGAUGGAGAUAUAUUUGACGACAUGGACAUGUGAGAUGCUUGACAAAAUGUUAUAUAUACGGUUAAAAGUCCUUAUCCUGCUGUUGUUGUAAAUAACCAAGCCACGCUUAUAGAAAAUAAAAGCCCAGGAAGGCCGACCUCAGAGUCACCUCAAGAUAGAAUGUAGCUCACUGUCGUUUUGAACGGGUCCAUAACAAGAUCAGCAUGUAAAUGAUAGUUCAUGCAUUUCCCAACCUUCUCUGAAUAGUAGUAUCCCUGAAAAAUUCUUAAUGUAGCUUACUGUCGCUUUAAAUGGGACUUUACGUUAUUAACAUGUGACUGAUAUUUGGUGUGUUUCC
This is a messenger RNA of Nelumbo nucifera (sacred lotus), 1427 nucleotides long. NCBI's taxonomy places the organism in Eukaryota, Viridiplantae, Streptophyta, Magnoliopsida, Proteales, Nelumbonaceae. The record is from RefSeq and is a predicted model, not a curated record.